AUGAAUAAUGCAUGCCAAAUGAAAAUCGACCAGUAUCCUUCAUUAAAUAAAUGCAAUUCAGCACUGUACCAAUCAUUUUAUCGAUUUUUACGUAUUGGUGCUACGCUCCCAGUAUCGGUAGCUACAAGUGUAUGCUUGUUUUCUUCCCUUGGUAAAUUGAGAACGCAUUAACGUAACAAAAACAGGCGUAGAAAAAUUAAAUGGAUUAACAUUGUUAAAUGUAUAUAGAGACAUAGAAGUUAAUUAUGAAGAUAUUCUUAACAUAAUAAUAAUGGCUAAAACUUUACGAAAAUUUGAUUUAGUAUUGUAAUUUUUGUUAUAUCAAUAUUUAUAUUUUAAAAAAAGUAUUGUAAAUAUAGCUAAUUUUCAUAAAAAAAAUGUUGUAUGUUUAUUAAAAAAAGUUGUACUUUUCAAUAACUGAUUUUCAAAAAUAUCCCCCCCCAAAACUUUUUUCUACACAGGUAUGCCCUCGAUUGAACGCCUACGGAGAAACAACCACCAAUGGGCAUCCACACAGUGGAAGGCAGGACGGUGGGACAAUGGCUCGUAAUGUCCAACGCGGAGGUGUUGGGCCACUCGGUACUGCAGCUGGCAGUAGAACGCGGUCUGGUAUGGGUGGUCCAGUCCUAGUUCGGGAGCCAGGACCAGUUUCAACCUCGUACCCAUGUCGGGAUACUAGUCCAGUGGCAACCACAUAUCCAGAGUCUGACUAG
Molecule: messenger RNA, 713 nt
Organism: Cinara cedri
Lineage: Eukaryota; Metazoa; Arthropoda; Insecta; Hemiptera; Aphididae
Source: the annotation of a GenBank genome assembly